This is a messenger RNA of Ceratina calcarata, 2673 nucleotides long. RefSeq names its product leucine-rich repeat neuronal protein 1. The coding region runs from base 702 to 2030 and encodes 442 amino acids. Gene Ontology annotation, molecular function: protein binding. The transcript has 4 exons. The record is from RefSeq and is a predicted model, not a curated record. NCBI's taxonomy places the organism in Eukaryota, Metazoa, Arthropoda, Insecta, Hymenoptera, Apidae.
CCCGACUGUCUCUCGAUUCUUUUAUUUUGUUACCGCCUCGCGUUUAACGCCCGCCAAGAGUUGCAACGCGCGAGAUGGAUACAUCCAGCCGAUAUCGCGGUGUGAAUGUAAAUUAAUUGAAAAAAUAUGUAGUGAUUAAGGGGACUGGAAGGAGAACGUGUGCGUCGAUCGGGGACUCUAUCUCGGUUUAUCGAAAAAGUGGUGCGUUCGCCUCUCGGAUUCUAAACGACUGCCAACUGGAUUACUGCAGUUCGCGCCCGCGAGACUAUCCGAGCGAACUUUUUCACACUUCUCGCUCGUCGAUCGCGAAUCGCACUUGGUGCUCGGUACGCGUGUUCAUUUUUUAUUGAACAACGAAAUAAGUGUAAGAAAUUGAAGAGAUCGUGAAAAAUUUACGUGAAAAUUUAUUUAAAAUACGUUUUACGUGAAACGAUAUAAACUGAGAUUUAAAAGUGUGAGAAGCUUUCGCGAAAGACGGGAUCACACCAGGAUGCGCCUCGUGCUCUUCUCUUAAUUUAUAUUCUAAUCUUUCGGAAAAGUAUGCCGCGGAUAAAUUCAUUGCCAUUUCAGCAAAUUGUUACGCGAGAGUCAUAGACAAAACUCGAACAAUCUCGUCGCAACUGAUUCGGACGAAACCAGAAAGUGCAACGCGAUCAUCGCAGCAUUCGUUCAUCAGAUAUUUCUAUCUACUAACCUGGACAAUGUUGCCCUGGAUCAUUAUCGGAAUCUGCGCCUCGAUCGUUUCGGCGAUACCGCCAAAAGUGAUCGACUUGUCCAACCGUGGGAUGAAGAAAGAGGAGUUUUUCACGAAGAUCCAGAAGCAGAUCAAUCUAGCAGAAGUCACCGAUCUGAAUCUUCGGGGGAACGAGUUCGACACCUUCCUCGACUGCUCGACGUAUCUCGAAAACCUGAAGACCCUCGAUCUCUCCCAGAAUCACCUCCAACGCUUCUUCUUCCUCUGUAAAGACGAAUACAAUUUGCAACAGUUAAACAUCAGUCACAACAAGCUCGAGUACAUUGACGAGAAUGGGUUCAACAAUCGAAUUCCAAAACUAACGAUUCUCGACGUAUCGUGGAACAAACUGUCCGUCGUUAACGAGACGAUGUUACAGCAUUUCAAAGUCUUGGAAUACCUUUCGUUGGCGAACAACCCGAUCAACGAAGGAAUCCACGAGAAUGCUUUUUGGAACUUGGUCGCGCUGCGAUAUUUGAAUCUCAGCAACAUCUCGGCGUCCUACUUCUCCUCGGAAAUGUUCAAAACGCUAUCUAACUUAUCCAAUCUAGAUUUAUCUUCGAAUCCCAUCAGCGUCGUUCCGUUACUGCCUGCCAAUUUAGAGGAGCUCGACAUAUCCGACACUCACGUAUGCCGAUUGCAAGGCGUGUAUUUGCCUCGAUUACGGGAACUCAAAAUGAACAACAUGCGACAACUAAGACAACUGAUUCUCAACGAUUUGGAAAAUUUCACGAGUUUGGAGACACUCACUUUGGACGGAUCGAAAAACCUGGCGUAUUUGACAAAAUGGCGUCCGUACGAAACAAUCCUGCUGCCCAGACUGCAGCGCCUCUCAAUGGCCAACUGCGCACUCAAAACUAUAGAGUAUAAUCUUGCAUCGAUAAUACCGAGAGUUCCAAUUUUGAAUUUAGAAAACAAUCCAUGGAAUUGCGACUGCAAAAUGAAGUGGUUGCAUGCAUCGAACGAGACGAGGAUCAUUGCCCGACAAAUCAAGUGUCGCACUCCAGAACAACACGCCGGGAAAGAAUUGAGUGAGGUGCCGAGUUACUAUCUCGCAUGCCAGGAAGAUUCGUCUUCGGUACUUCGUCCAGUUUUGUGGGCCAGCAUUUUGACACUGCUCUUGGCAAUUAUGUUAGUGUCGAUCUUUUUUCUACUGAGAGGGCCGCUCAGUCACUGGGACUGGGACAUCAGGCGAAAGAAUCACGACACGGUCAGUUAUACGAACGUCGACGAGACUUCGAACGAUCUGGUAAAAAUCUUAGCGCUCGGCGAGGGUGGUGAACGAAACGAUGAAUGAACGAACGAGCGAUCAGACGAAAGAACAUUAAAUUCACAGGAACCAGCAAUAUACUUAUAGAUAGAAUUGUUGAAAGUUGUUCGAAGUUAUCGCGAUUCGCAGGGAUGCUUCCACGAGAAAUUAAUCUAAUCCUAAAGUGAAUAUCGCACUCGAGGUGUCAAAGUAUGAAUCGGUGACGUCUUGAACUCUACAGAUAAGUUUAUAUCUCUCGCGAAAGAGAGAGGGAGAGAGAGAGAAUGAUAUUGCAAAUAGGGUUUAUCGACCAACGCUUUCUGCCCGUUUCGAUCGUCUUGCGUAAAUUUGCAUUUUCAAUUAUUAUAUGUGCAGUUAAUUUUCUAUACCGCGCACGGACGAGAAUUAACGGCGUCUUCGCAUAUAAAUAGAUUUAACGAGUAACAUUGUAUACGGUGGGAGUGGUUCAAUAGGCUUUGUGUCAAAUCGCCACGCGUCGUUGAAACGCGUAAAAACGAACCGUAAAUACCUGCGGGAGGGAGAGGCACAAUCGAUUCUAGCGCAUCCCUUAAAAAGUUCGAAGCAACGUUGUAGCGGCCCUCGAGUGCUCGGGCAUCGUCUGGGAGAGCGCGCGACUCACAAUGCCGGAGCCACUCGUUGAAUCGAAUAAAAACGUCUUUAUUGUCGGCAA